Molecule: messenger RNA, 720 nt
Organism: Symbiodinium sp. CCMP2592
Lineage: Eukaryota; Dinophyceae; Suessiales; Symbiodiniaceae
Source: the annotation of a GenBank genome assembly
AUGGCAGCACUGCAGUACAGGAGUGACCACUUCAUGGAAGCCGUGCACGAGUUGGUUUCGGAGCACGCCGCCACUUUCACAUUUGCUGGCCUGGCCAACGUGCUCUGGAGCUGUGCCGCUCUCGAGAGCAAGCCGGAGCUAUCGGACCUCGUUGCUGCUGCGGCUGUUCAGCUUUCGGAGCCGUUGCCAGCAGACCUUGUGCGCAUGGCCUGGGCCUUCGCUCGACUCGGAAAGCGAGACCCCACUUUUAUCGAACUGCUGAAACGUCAGGUUGAAGUCAUUCCGAGAUUGGAUUCAAUCCUGCUUCCAGACUUGGCCUGGGCGCUUCUCAAGCUGCAAGCCACGGAUGGUGCAGUGUUGCAGAAGCUGCUCGAUCAGGCUGGACGAGUUUCCAAGCUCGACGGCAUGGGCUGGAUGACGCUCAUAUUGGCUCUUCGCGCCAAUCAGGCUGACACUGCGCAGCUGGACGGCCUCUUGAGCAGAUGUGCUGCCCAGAUGACAGGCGAAUUGCCUCAGCAGGCAGAUUCAAGCAUUUUGGCAUUGGAUUGGCUUCUACAAUCGGUCAAUGUGCCCGAGGAUGCUGGACGGCUCCGCGAUGCCGUGGCGACUCAGGUGGCUAGUCGGAGACUAGACAACUCGAACCUGGAGAAGAUGUUCAGCGAUGAGGGCUCAUGCCUCCGGCUGCCGGCGAGUGAAGGCAACCUGAUUGCGACCAUAUAG